AUGCAGGUGCACGUUGUCGGCGUCGGCGCGAUCGGCUCGCUGCUGGCGGGCCAUACGCGCGCGCUGCUGCGCCUGCGCGAGCGCGCGGCGAGUGCGGGUGUUGCGCCACUGCGCGGCGCGCGUGUCCCCAAACUCGCGAUCGCGCCGCGUGUCGCGCCCUACCUGCCCGACGAAGCGCGGUCAGGCGUGACGCUGCAUCUGCGCGAAAAGCGCCAGGCGCAUGUGCCCGGCAAGCCCAUGCUGGGGAGUACUGUCACGGUCGAGCGCGAUGGCGCGCGGUCCGUAGAAAGUGGAUAUACGGUCGAGGUCGCGUCCGCGGCGGCCAGCGAGCCGAUCCGCGUCUUUGCGCCGGGUGCGCACGGCCUCGAGGAGCGCGCCGGCGAGCCUACGCAGGCGAUCGAGAGCCUGAUCGUGGCGACAAAAGCGGAUGCGACCUACUCGGUGAUCAAGCGCCUCCUUCCCCGCAUCACGCCGGCCACGACCGUGGUGCUGGUUCAAAAUGGCAUGGGCGUCCUCGACCGCCUGCUCGAGCUGUGGCGCUCGCCUGCGGAGCGUCCGAACCUUGUGCUGGCCAGCGCGACGCACGGCUGCUUCCUCAAGCGCCCGCUGCACACGGUGCAUGCUGCCUUUGGGUCGCUCCACUUUGGCAUUGUGCCGAGCGCGCGCGGCGGCAGCGCCGGCUUUGAGCAGCCGCUGGACGAUGCCAUGCCGGCCGAGCUCGACCUCGCGGCGAUUCCCGCGCACGGCGACACUGAGUCGCUUCGUGCGACCGUGGCGCUGCUCCUCGCGCUUCCGCUGGAUGUGCACUGGGAGCCCAUUCGCCAGUUCCAGCUGCGUGCGCUGCGCAAGCUCAUUAUCAACGCGUGCAUUAAUCCUACGACGGCGCUCGUCGACUGCCGGAACGGCGAGCUGUACGGCCAGGCGCCGGCCACCGAGCUCUUCCACGGCCUGUGCGCCGAGGCGUCGCAGGUGCUCGAGGCGCAUGCGCGCGACGCGCGAGCGAGCCAAGGCGCAAGCGAGGCCGAUGCGGCGCACCUCAGCUCCCUGCCGUUCGCCGACCUCCUCACGCAGACCGACGCCGAGGGCCUGCCACUGCUCGACGCGUCGCUGCGCCCAGCGUCGAUGCUGCGCGAGGUCGAGAACGUGGUGCGCAUCACCGCGCCCAACUGGAGCAGCAUGCACCAGGACGUGCACAGCAAGCGCGCCGCGACCGAGAUCGACUACAUCAACGGCUACCUGUCCGAGCUCGGGCGGACGUAUGGCAUUCCGACGCCCGCCAACGACGCCAUGACGGCGCUCGUCAAGCUCAAGUCGCAGCGCGUCACCGGGUCGUGGCGUGUUCAUAGCUAG
This is a messenger RNA of Malassezia japonica, 1350 nucleotides long. RefSeq lists its product as uncharacterized. Gene Ontology annotation, molecular function: 2-dehydropantoate 2-reductase activity; NADP binding. Gene Ontology annotation, biological process: pantothenate biosynthetic process. NCBI's taxonomy places the organism in Eukaryota, Fungi, Basidiomycota, Malasseziomycetes, Malasseziales, Malasseziaceae. Gene Ontology annotation, cellular component: mitochondrion; cytoplasm. The record is from RefSeq and is a predicted model, not a curated record. The transcript has a single exon. The coding region runs from base 1 to 1350 and encodes 449 amino acids.